UCUGCUUUUAUAAUUGCAUUGCACAACUAAACGCAAAGAACAUGUUUAACUUUUGGAUAAUCGUUUUUUGCCUAGGAUUACUAGCAACUAAGCCAAUAAAUGGACAAUCCGAUGUGGAGGUGAAGCUGGUGGUGCCCAGAUGGGUGGAGCGUGGCAAUAGCGCCACAUUCGAGUGCAGACACAAUGUUAUAAAGGAAAUACUAUUCAAGGUAACAUGGCUGAAGGUUGACAAGGGCAAAUUUUUUGAGUUCAUCAAUGGACGCAAUCCGCCAUUUCGUAAUUCAAGCAUUGAAGGAGCCGAAAUUGAUUGGGAUAAGUCGAAUGAAACGCAGGUAACCUUGAAGAAUGUGCAAUUCGAUUUGACUGGACAGUUCUUCUGCGAAGUAUCAACGGAUACGCCCAUUUAUACCAAGGCCAGUGCCGAUGAGCUAAUGAACGUUUACUUGCCGCAAACGGGACCGCCCACCAUUAAGUUUCGCAAGCGCACGCCCUUUGCCAUGGGCGAGAAGCUUUUCGCAUUGUGCAAUACAACGCGUGGUCGUCCAGCUCCACACAUUACCUGGCUAAUCAAUGGCAAAAAGGUGGAGGAGAAAUAUGUGCGUACGCAUCAUGUCUAUUCGUUUAAUGGCAAGCACCAGCGACGCACUCAGCAGCAACAGACGCAGCUGAGUCAGCAACAAUUGCAGCAUUACUAUCAGCAACAGCUAUACAAUCAGUAUCAGCCGCAGUAUCAUAUACCACCGCACUAUAUCGAUCGCUAUGACAAGAGUCUGCGCUGGGGUGGCGCACGACCAGGCGAGGAAUUUGCGCAUUUCACUCCGCAUCAUGGCCACGAAGGACACGGACAUCAUGGCAACAUCUACAACAAUCCGUUUGGCGCAUUGACCAACUAUCACGACAUUGGCGAGAUACACGAGAUACAUCAGCGUAAUUAUGAUUUGCAAAAGCAAAUCGAAUUAAAAAAGCAACAGCAGCUGGAGCUAAAGAAGCAUCGAAAUUCCAAUCGCAAGUACCGUCGACACAUCAACGAGAAUGCGCUCGGCAUUAUACGCAGCACGUUAAACAAUGGCGGCUUCGGACCACAGGCGCCCAGCAUGAACAAAGAAAUGGGCGGCAUGCCGGCCAAGGCGAGUCCCAUGAAUCAGCUCGCCGCUGGCUAUCAGCGUCCAUUGUCGCAUCCGGGCGGCGGCAGCGGAGUUGCAGCAGCUGCGGCAGCGGUGACGGCAGCUCAGCAGGAGAAGGGCAUGUUUAGCAUUAGUCAGCUCAAUCUGGAGAUAACGGAGCAGCAUGUGGGCAGUAAUGGGCGCAUGGAGAUAACCUGUCUGUCCACCAUACCAGCGACGAUAGCGCAGGGCGAGCAGUAUGCCGAUUACAAAACGUAUUCGGUUAAAGUGGAGGUGGAGCGUGAGCUGACGUCCUUGACGUCCACAGCACCGCCGAGCAUUGGCAUGGCCGCUCUGGGCAAUGGUAAUGGGCAUGGCAACGAAACCUCCGCCGGCUGGAGAGCGCGCAGCGCGCUGCUUACACAACUCUGGUCGCUGUCACAAUUGCUGCUCGUCGUGCUGCUGCCACUGAACUACUAAAUGCGACACCUGCAGCGAGGCUAACGAGCAUCAAGGAGCAAGGAGCAAGCAGCAACAGAAGAGAACCACCGACACCCACACACAACACACACACACGCACACCCACACAAGGUACAGUAAAAACAGCCAGAGGCAACCACAGCAAAUAACAAAUAACAAACAACCAACAG
Messenger RNA from Drosophila busckii, 1753 nucleotides. RefSeq lists its product as uncharacterized. The record is from RefSeq and is a predicted model, not a curated record. Lineage: Eukaryota; Metazoa; Arthropoda; Insecta; Diptera; Drosophilidae. The transcript is spliced from 9 exons. The coding region runs from base 42 to 1583 and encodes 513 amino acids.